AUGGUGGGCCCUGCUCGUCGGCUGUUCCCCCCAGACCUCAUGGCCCUCGCUCUAGUGAUCGGCUUGUCGGUCGACUGCAUGAUCAACAAGGGUGUACGCGCAGUGAAAGCCGAUACAACGAGAGAUUCGACAAACAAGAAAUAUCCAGUCAUCCUUGGAUCGUUUUACAUUCUCUCAACCUUCCGCAUGCAUUUCACGAUCGCCGAGUAA
Penicillium cinerascens is the source of this 210-nucleotide messenger RNA. RefSeq lists its product as uncharacterized. The coding region runs from base 1 to 210 and encodes 69 amino acids. The record is from RefSeq and is a predicted model, not a curated record. The transcript has 3 exons. NCBI's taxonomy places the organism in Eukaryota, Fungi, Ascomycota, Eurotiomycetes, Eurotiales, Aspergillaceae.